AUGGACAAACAAGAAGAAGUAUCACAAAAUGAUACUGAGAGUCAGAUUACUAUUUUAUCAACACCUAGUCAAAAAUGUGAUGCACUACCUUCUGAAGCUAAAGCAUUAUCACAAACAAGGAUUGUGGGUGAAGUAGCCCUGACACCAACAAAUAGAUCCUAUACUCCACAAAUUUUCAAUCCCCAUUCUUCAAUGACAGCUGUUACACCAAUGGCAAGUGCAGCUAGCCAAGUUAAAAGUAGUAUAAAGUUACAAAAUUGUGUUGCAACUGUCAGCUUAGGAUGUGAAUUAAACUUAUUGGAUAUAUAUUGUCGCACACGAUAUUCUGAGUACAAUCCAGCAAGAUUUCAUGGAGUUGUUAUGAAAAUUUUGGAACCUAGAGCUACAGCUUUAGUUUUUCGAUCAGGAAAAAUUGUUUGCACAGGAGCAAGAAAUGAACAUGAUGCUUAUAUAUCAACAAGAAAAUUUGCUAGAAUCAUUCAGAAAUUAGGAUUCCCGGCAAAGUUUAUAAAUUAUAAAGUCCAAAAUUUUAUUGCCACAGCAGAUUUGAGAUUUCCUAUUAGAUUAGAGGCACUACAACAAGCUCAUGGACAAUUUGCAUCAUAUGAACCAGAAUUGUUCCCUGGUCUUGUGUAUAGAAUGGUGAGACCUCGAGUUGUUCUUCUUAUAUUUGUGAAUGGAAAAAUGGUGAUUACAGGAGGGAAGUCGAGAGGUGAAAUCAAUGAAUCCUUGGAUAUCAUUUAUCCUAUCCUAAGAAGCUACAGAAAAAAUUAA
Messenger RNA from Leptosia nina, 774 nucleotides. The record is from the annotation of a GenBank genome assembly. NCBI's taxonomy places the organism in Eukaryota, Metazoa, Arthropoda, Insecta, Lepidoptera, Pieridae.